Molecule: messenger RNA, 2673 nt
Organism: Prionailurus viverrinus (fishing cat)
Lineage: Eukaryota; Metazoa; Chordata; Mammalia; Carnivora; Felidae
Gene: DIPK2A
Product: divergent protein kinase domain 2A
Exons: 3
Coding region: 569-1861 (430 amino acids)
Biological process (GO): regulation of phosphatidylinositol 3-kinase/protein kinase B signal transduction; cardiac muscle cell proliferation
Cellular component (GO): COPI vesicle coat
Source: RefSeq, a predicted model, not a curated record
GCCGGCGCGUACGAAUCGGGGCGUGAGGCGUCAGGGACGCGCGGGCACCUCAUCCUUCCCACCUUCCUACACUGUUGCUACUUUUCGCUGUGAGACAUUCCAGCUUCUCUUCCCCUUCCGUGAGUCCCUCCUUCCCUCUCCUCAGAGACCCCGCUCGCCCCACAGGCGGCCGCCGCCGCAGCUCUCGCGCCCCCGAGUGAACAGUGCGCGUGCGCGCGCGCGGACGCGCGGCCGUCGGGUCCCCGCGCUCCCUCCCCCUCCCGCUCCUCUAUAACUUGGUUGGCGUGAAGGAGGCGCCGCCGGAGUCGGAGGGCGGGGAGCUCGGAGGAGGGAGCUCGAGAGUUGUGGAGUCUAGUGACUGGAAGAAGUCGCAGCCUGCUUUGGUCGGCUCCUUCCCGCUCCCCGUCUUUCUCUCUUACACACCUACUCCGCCUCCUGCCCCAGCCCGCGACCUCGCUCCUUCUCUCGCCCGGGGGCCCCAGCCGGUCGCUCUUCGGGUUUCGGCGCGGCGGGGGCGCCCACGGGGUGCCCUCGCCCUCCGGGUGCGUGUGGACGGGCGGCGGGCGGGAUGUGGCGCCUGGUGCCCCCGAAGCUGGGCCGCCUGUCCCGCUCGCUGAAGCUGGCGGCGCUGGGCAGCCUGUUGGUGCUGAUGGUGCUGCACUCGCCGUCGCUGCUCGCCUCCUGGCAGCGCAACGAGCUGGCCGACCGGCGCUUCCUGCAGCUCAAUAAGUGCCCGGCGUGCUUCGGCACGAGCUGGUGCCGCCGCUUCCUCAACGGACAGGUGGUGUUCGAGGCGUGGGGCCGCUUGCGCCUGCUGGACUUCCUCAACGUGAAGAACGUCUACUUCGCGCAGUACGGCGAGCCCCGCGAGGGCGGCCGCCGCCGAGUGGUGCUCAAGCGCCUCGGCUCGCAGCGCGAGCUGGCGCAGCUCGACCAGAGCAUCUGCAAACGGGCCACCGGCCGACCCCGCUGCGACCUGCUCCAGGCCAUGCCCCGCACCGAGUUCGCGCGCCUCAACGGCGACGUGCGGCUGCUCACGCCGGAGGCGGUGGAGGGCUGGUCCGACCUGGUGCACUGCCCCUCGCAGCGCCUGCUCGAUCGCCUGGUGCGCCGCUACGCGGAGACCAAGGACUCGGGCAGCUUCCUGCUGCGCAACCUCAAGGACUCGGAGCGUAUGCAACUGCUGCUGACCCUGGCCUUCAACCCCGAGCCGCUGGUGCUACAGAGUUUUCCAUCUGAUGAAGGUUGGCCAUUUGCAAAAUAUCUUGGAGCUUGUGGAAGAAUGGUGGCUGUAAAUUACGUUGGAGAAGAACUGUGGAGUUACUUUAAUGCACCAUGGGAGAAACGAGUUGACCUCGCUUGGCAAUUGAUGGAAAUAGCUGAGCAGCUUACAAACAAUGACUUUGAAUUUGCACUCUACCUCCUGGACGUCAGCUUUGACAAUUUUGCAGUUGGUCCUAGAGAUGGGAAGGUAAUCAUUGUGGAUGCUGAAAAUGUUUUGGUUGCUGACAAAAGGUUAAUUAGACAAAAUAAACCUGAAAAUUGGGAUGUAUGGUAUGAAAGCAAAUUUGAUGACUGUGAUAAGGAGGCUUGCUUAUCAUUUUCGAAAGAAAUUCUUUGUGCUCGUGCGACUGUGGACCACAAUUAUUAUGCUGUUUGUCAGAACCUCUUAUCCAGACAUGCCACCUGGCGUGGCACUUCUGGAGGACUCCUUCAUGAUCCACCAAGUGAAAUUGCCAAAGAUGGCCGACUAGAGGCCUUGCUGGAUGAGUGUGCCAACCCAAAGAAACGCUAUGGCAGAUUCCAAGCUGCAAAAGAGCUGCGUGAAUAUCUAGCACAAUUAAGUAACAAUGUGAGGUAGUCUAUGCUGAACUUUCCUUUUUUCCAUUUAAAUAGCACUGGCUGAAACUAAACCACCAAAAACUAUAUGGCAAAAUGAAAUUUGGAAGUAAUACAUUCAGAAGAUGAUAAAGUUGCACUGAUAGAUCUUAUGUUAACAUCAAAAUAAGACAUUACUUCAAAAAUUACAUGACGCUUCUGCAAAUAAGUUUGUUCUUACACUUUGGAGACUUGAGCUAUCAUUGACUGCUUCGCUCCCCUGAAUGCCUGAGUGGAUUAAUGAAUAUCGUGAAGCUAUUGGAAAUGAGUCUGAUAGUUACUUUGGCUUGUGUAUCAAACGGUACUUGGUAUUUGACUUAGUUUGCAUUACUAUCAUGAUUUUGUGAAUCUCUUGCAUUUACUUUGAAUGUCAAGUUAGAUUGGCCUGUUUUAUAGGCCGCUUUUUCCUUCUGAUGUGUAGGUGUUCCCCACCCCCAUUUUUAUGUUUUUUAUUAAAUUUUACACAUUCAGGUUACUCUAGUUGUUUAUUUAAAUUUGAACUAGUUUUUGUUCAGUGCUAUGCGGUACACAUUUACUGUUAGGGCAAGAUUCCCAAGUUUACUGUUUUUUUCAGAGCUGAAUAUUUUAUUGUGUAAAUACUUUUCUCUCCACAUUCUGUGGUUUCACCAUUGCAUGAAAUCAUUUAAGAUUAUUUAACAGUUACAUCCCUCUAUGCCUAUAAGUGUACACUAAACAUGAAGUUUGGCAUAUGUUGCAAAAUGUCAUCUUGUCCUUUAAAAGGCUUUAAGAAGAGUAUGCUAGCAAUCUUCACCUUAACAUUAAUUUUGAUUGAGG